This is a messenger RNA of Triticum aestivum (bread wheat), 1086 nucleotides long. RefSeq names its product BTB/POZ and MATH domain-containing protein 1-like. NCBI's taxonomy places the organism in Eukaryota, Viridiplantae, Streptophyta, Magnoliopsida, Poales, Poaceae. The transcript has a single exon. The record is from RefSeq and is a predicted model, not a curated record. Gene Ontology annotation, biological process: protein ubiquitination. Gene Ontology annotation, molecular function: protein binding. The coding region runs from base 68 to 883 and encodes 271 amino acids.
GGACGGGAGAUCGUGGAUUGAUAUUGGCCGGGAACACGUACGUAUAGCCGCCGCGUUCUCGUCCGCCAUGGCUCACAACGCGGCCGCCGCAGCUGAUCACGGCCAAGGCAUCCGGACGUCGUCGAGGUGCGUCGUGGACGGCGCGACACACGAUUUCGUGGUGAUCAACUACCCGCUGCUCGAUGGCAUGUGCAUCCGAAACUGCGUAAUCUCCAGUGCGUUCAGGGUCGGCGGCUACGAUUGGAGCAUCAUGUUCUACCCGGACGGAGUGGAAGUAGCCGGCUACGCGUCAGUCUACUUGUGUUAUCUCAGCCAGGCCAAGGGCGGGGUGAGGACAAGCUUCACCUUAACCAUGCUGGACGAUCAAGGCAACGUACAUGCAAUCAGGCAGGAACCGGGAUUCAUCUUCGGUGAGAAGGAAACCUGGGGCUAUGCCGAAUUCGUCGAGAAAUCCAAGCUGAGAUCGUCAUAUCUCCUAACGAUAAGGUGCGUGCUCGCUGUGAUCAAAGAACCACCGUCGGAGUGCAAGAGCAAUCUUAUCGUGGACCCUCCGCCGGAGCUGCCUGGCCGCCUCCACCGCGCCCUCAAGAACGGGAGAGGCACCGACAUCACCCUCCUCGUGGGCGGCAGGGCGUUCAGCGCGCACAAGUUCAUGCUGGCCGCGCAGUCGCCGGUCUUCGAAGCUCAGCUCUUUGGCCCGAUGGCGCAGAAGGACAUGCGGUGGAUCAAGGUUGUCGACAUGGAGCCGGCCAUCUUCGAGAUGCUUCUUCACUACAUCUACACGGAUUCACUGCCGCCGUGUGGCGAAGACAAUUACGAUACAGCCACGAUGCAGCAUUUGCUAGUCGCCGCGGACCGGUACGGGCUGGAGAGGUUGUGUUGAAACAUGAGCAAUUUACCAAAUGAUUUUAUUAGUAGAAAUAUUAGAUAAAACAUGACUAAUAUAACAGUGACAAAACAAGCCAUGCAAUUUGACAAAGAAAAGGUAAACAACAUCUUCAUAUAUGAACUGUAACUGAACAUAUCUAGAGCAACCAGUAUAGCAAGUUGCAUAUAUGAAAUAGAGUCUAACAUAUGUAGGGCAAA